Molecule: messenger RNA, 1753 nt
Organism: Salvia miltiorrhiza (redroot sage)
Lineage: Eukaryota; Viridiplantae; Streptophyta; Magnoliopsida; Lamiales; Lamiaceae
Product: GPN-loop GTPase QQT2-like
Exons: 8
Coding region: 359-1501 (380 amino acids)
Molecular function (GO): GTPase activity
Source: RefSeq, a predicted model, not a curated record
AAUACCCAUUUGAUCUCAAAAAGAGUAAAUAAAUACACAAAUAAAAGGCAACUAUCCAAAACCCCAAAACCCCAGAAUUGAAAGAACCCUUCUUCCCCGUACGCGAUUCCGGCUGCUGCAGCCACACCCCGCCGCUGCCGUCACGCCUCGUCGCUGCCGCUUCUCGUCAUCCUCUUUGCUCCUCCGAGCCCCUCCGUCGCUUCUCGGUUCGCCUGCAGCACCUCCAGCUGCUCGUUCGCCACCGCCGCUCCUUGGCUAAGGAAUCACUUUCAAUUUGGAUAAUUUUAGAUCAUCAUCAGAAUUUGGAAAUCCUUACUGCUACCCAUUUUUAAGGUUGAGUCUUAUAAAGUCACGAGAUAUGGACAUCGACUCAAAAGCACCUGAAACUGCUGCAACAGUGGAUACACAAAGUAAAGAUGCUGACAACAUAUCCAAAACAAUGGAGCAAUUGAAUAUUGGAGAAUCCUCCUCUAGCUUCAAGAAGAAACCAGUUAUCAUUAUAGUUGUGGGAAUGGCAGGAUGUGGAAAGACUACAUUUCUUCACCGGCUAGUCAGCCACACUAUGACAUCAAAUAUUCGAGGUUAUGUUAUGAAUCUUGAUCCUGCUAUUCUGACACUUCCUUUUGGUGCAAACAUUGACAUCAGAGAUACUGUUCGAUACAAGGAGGUCAUGAAGCAGUUCAAUCUUGGGCCAAAUGGAGGAAUUUUGACUUCACUUAAUCUAUUCGCUACGAAGUUUGAUGAGGUUAUAUCAAUGAUUGAGAGACGAGCAGAUCAGCUUGACUAUGUGCUGGUGGACACUCCUGGCCAAAUUGAGAUUUUCACUUGGUCUGCAUCUGGAGCUAUUAUAACAGAAGCUUUUGCAUCAACAUUUCCCACAGUAAUAGCUUAUGUUGUUGAUACGCCGCGUUCAGCUAGCCCAGCUACCUUCAUGAGUAAUAUGCUGUAUGCAUGUAGCAUUCUCUACAAGACACGGUUGCCACUGGUUUUGGUGUUCAACAAGACAGAUGUGGCACAGCAUGAGUUUGCAUUGGAGUGGAUGAAAGAUUUUGAGGUAUUUCAUGCGGCACUAGAUUCCGAUCAUUCUUAUACAUCUACCCUGACCCGUAGUCUCUCCCUAUCAUUGGAGGAAUUCUAUAGUCAUCUGAGAUCAGUCGGAGUGUCUGCAGUCACUGGUUCAGGGAUGGAUGCCUUCUUUAAGGCUAUUGAAGCCAGUGCAGAAGAGUAUAUGGAAACUUACAAGUCUGAUCUUGACAAGAGACGAGCAGAGAAGGAACGAUUGGAAGAAGAACGCAGAAAAGAGAACAUGGAGAAUCUCAGGAAAGAUAUGGAGAAGUCCCGGGGGGAAACUGUGGUAUUGAGCACAGGUUUGAAGGAUAAACUUGAUGAAGAUGAAGAAGAUGAAGAGAUAGAGGACGAUGAUAGGUUCAGUGACGAAGAUCCCAUAGAUGAGGACGAGGAUGAAGAUGAGGAUGAAGAGGUAGCCAGUUUUCCGUUUUGAGAUACGAGUCCUUCAUCUGAAUCUACUCAGUAAGUAACUGAAUAUUUGAAUUGAGUGAUGAGAAACACCAAUAUAGCUGACUAGUUUUUGUGUAGAUGAAGCCCAAGCCCUUUAUCCCUCAGCCCUGUGGUGAAGUGGUCUGAUUUGUGUAAAAAGAUACUAGCUGUAUGGAUUUUAUGCUUCUCCAAAGUUAAAUCUCCUAUGGUGUUAUGGAACUUCAAUUUCUAGUGGCAACAUUUAUAAUUGGUUUAA